AUGGCAAGGGAAGCACAGGUACUAGCAGCACCCACAGGGGAGAAAUGGGCGCUUCGCCCCACUGGGGACUCCCAACUGAGUCAGGCUGCAAACCCCACUGGUACCUCACACCAACCAGGCGCCGACUCCAUCGUACCACGUCCCCCACUGGUACCUCACACGAACCAGGCGCCGACUCCAUCGUACCACGUCCCCCACUGGUACCUCACACCAACCAGGCGCCGACUCCAUCGUACCACGUCCCCCACUGGUACCUCACACCAACCAGGCGCCGACUCCAUCGUACCACGUCCCCCACUGGUACCUCACACGAACCAGGCGCCGACUCCAUCGUACCACGUCCCCCACUGGUACCUCACACGAACCAGGCGCCGACUCCAUCGUACCACGUCCCCCACUGGUACCUCACACCAACCAGGCGCCGACUCCAUCGUACCACGUCCCCCACUGGUACCUCACACCAACCAGGCGCCGACUCCAUCGUACCACGUCCCCCACUGGUACCUCACACGAACCAGGCGCCGACUCCAUCGUACCACGUCCCCCACUGGUACCUCACACGAACCAGGCGCCGACUCCAUCGUACCACGUCCCCCACUGGUACCUCACACGAACCAGGCGCCGACUCCAUCGUACCACGUUCCCCCAAUGGUACCUCACACCAACCAGGCGCCGACUCCAUCGUACCACGUCGCCCACUGGAACCUCACAUUAACCAGGUGCUGACUCCAGCGUAUCACGUACCCCACUGGAACCUCACGCCAACCAGGUGCCGACUUAUCGUACCACGUCCCCCAC
Mauremys mutica (yellowpond turtle) is the source of this 798-nucleotide messenger RNA. Its product is annotated as carboxypeptidase Y-like. The transcript has 3 exons. Bases 1 to 726 code for a protein of 241 amino acids. Lineage: Eukaryota; Metazoa; Chordata; Testudines; Geoemydidae. The record is from RefSeq and is a predicted model, not a curated record.